Messenger RNA from Pollicipes pollicipes, 1236 nucleotides. RefSeq names its product Collapsin Response Mediator Protein. The transcript has 8 exons. Bases 1 to 1236 code for a protein of 411 amino acids. Gene Ontology annotation, molecular function: dihydropyrimidinase activity. NCBI's taxonomy places the organism in Eukaryota, Metazoa, Arthropoda, Thecostraca, Pollicipedomorpha, Pollicipedidae. Gene Ontology annotation, cellular component: cytoplasm; cytosol. Gene Ontology annotation, biological process: pyrimidine nucleobase catabolic process. The record is from RefSeq and is a predicted model, not a curated record.
AUGAUCGCAUAUUUGACGCCGGACGUGCUGGUGGAGGACGGCAUUAUACAAGCGAUCGGCACCGACCUGGCCGUCCCCGGAGGAACGCGCGUCAUCGAGGCCGCAGGCAGAUAUGUCAUGCCUGGCGGUAUCGACACGCACACGCACAUGCAGCUGCCGUUCAUGGGCACGUCGGCCGUCGACGACUUCUACUGGGGAACGCGCGCCGCGCUGGCCGGCGGCACCACCAUGAUCCUGGACUUCGUGCUGCCGCAGCGGAACGAGUCGCUCGUCUCUGCCUACGUGCAGUGGCGCCGCUGGGCCGACGACAAGGUCUGCUGCGACUACGGCUUCCACGUCGGCGUCACCUGGUGGUCGGAUAAGGUCAAGGAGGAGAUGGCUCAGCUGGUUGACGAGUGCGGGGUCAACUCUUUCAAAAUGUUCAUGGCCUACAAGGACACCUGGCAAUUACUGGACGAAGAUUUGCUAAAAUCGUUUACCCAGUGUAAAGCCAUCGGAGCCCUCGCACAAGUUCAUGCGGAAAACGGGGACAUCAUCAAAGAGAUGAGCCAGCGGAUGCUGGCGGCCGGUGUGACCGGGCCCGAGGGUCACGAGCUGUGCCGACCGGAGGAGGUCGAGGCUGAGGCCACCAAUCGCGCCUGCGUGCUGGCCAACCAGGUGGGCUGCCCCCUGUACGUGGUGCACGUGAUGUCCAAGUCGGCGGCCGACGUGGUGUCGGCCAAGCGGCGCCAGGGUCACGUGGUGUACGGCGAGCCGAUCGCCGCUGGCCUGGGCACCGACGGCACCCACUACUGGAACCGGUGCUGGCGGCACGCGGCCGCGCACGUCAUGGGCCCGCCGCUGCGACCCGACCCCAGCACACCUGCCUACCUCAUGGACAUGCUGGCCAAUAACGACCUGCAGUGCACCGGCACGGACAACUGCACGUUCACCUCUGAACAGAAGGCUAUGGGCAAGGGCGACUUCACGAAAAUCCCGAACGGCGUGAACGGCGUGGAGGACCGCAUGUCUGUCAUCUGGGAGAAGGGUGUCGCCUCUGGCAAGAUGGACCCGCGCCGCUUUGUGGCCGUCACCAGCACAAACGCGGCCAAAAUAUUCAACGUCUAUCCCCGGAAGGGCGUCAUCGCCGUCGGCUCCGACGCAGACAUCGUCGUCUGGAAUGGCGAGGCCAGCCGGGUCAUCUCGGCGCGCACGCACCACCAGCGCUGCGACUUCAACGUGUUCGAGGCGCGAUGA